GCAGAAACCAAGGAACUUGAGACGAUUGAGAUGUCGACCUUCCGUGUGGGAGGGAAGGUAGUGGACAAGGUCGAUUUAUGUAGGAAGAAACACUGGGCAUGGCGCUUGGAUGUUUGGCCCUUUGCGAUUCUUUAUGCUACGUGGUUGACUGUGAUCGUUCCCAGCAUAGACUUCACGGAUGCCACCAUCGCCUUUGGUGCUCUUCUUUCUUCUCAUAUCUUAGUCUUGCUCUUCACUGCGUGGUCCGUUGAUUUCAAGUGUUUCGUCCACUUUAGCAAGGUUAACAGUAUCAACCAGGCAGAUGCAUGUAAAGUUACCCCAGCCAAGUUUUCUGGUUCCAAAGAAGUCGUGCCUCUUCAUUUUCGUAACCUAAUGGCAGGUUCGGCAUCCUCAGGAGACGUGGAGGAAAUUUUCUUUGACUUCAGAAAGCAGCGUUUUAUUUACUCAAAAGAGUUAGGAGCCUUUUCGAAGCUUCCUUACCCCACGAAGGAAACAUUUGGCAAUUACCUAAAAUGUACCGGUCAUGGGACAGAAGCUAAAGUUGCAACUGCCUUUGAGAAGUGGGGAAGGAAUGUGUUUGAUUAUCCGCAACCUACAUUCCAGAAGCUAAUGAAAGAAAACUGCACGGAACCAUUUUUUGUAUUUCAGGUUUUCUGUGUGGGUCUUUGGUGCUUGGAUGAAUUCUGGUAUUACAGUGUGUUCACACUAUUCAUGCUUUUGAUGUUCGAGUCAACGAUGGCAAAAAGUCGCUUGAAGACAUUAACCGAACUAAGACGUGUUAGAGUGGACAGUCAGACUGUGAUGGUGUAUCGAUGCGGGAGGUGGGCGAAGCUCUUAGGUACAGAUCUGCUGCCAGGCGAUGUUGUGUCCAUUGGGAGACCUUCAACCCAGACGGGAGGAGAGGAUAAGACAGUACCAGCGGACAUGCUAUUACUGGUAGGAAGUGCUAUUGUAAAUGAAGCCAUUUUGACAGGCGAGUCAACUCCCCAAUGGAAGGUUCCAAUUGUUGGCGAAGGAUCUGAUAAAAAGUUAUCAAUCAAAAGGGAUAAAAAUCAUGUUUUAUUUGGCGGGACCAAGAUCUUACAACAUUCACCUGACAAGUCGUUCCCUCUGAAAACCCCUGAUGGUGGCUGUCUAGCUGUUGUUCUUCGAACUGGAUUUGAGACAAGCCAAGGAAAACUAAUGAGAACAAUUUUAUUUUCUACGGAGAGGGUUACUGCAAACAGCUGGGAGAGUGGUCUCUUCAUAUUAUUUCUAGUUGUAUUUGCUGUGAUAGCUGCGGGCUAUGUCCUUGUAAAGGGUCUCGAGGAUCCUACAAGGAGCAAAUAUAAGCUCUUGUUAGGCUGUUCAAUUAUCAUCACCUCAGUGAUCCCACCCGAAUUGCCUAUGGAAUUAUCCAUUGCUGUCAACACUUCAUUACUUGCUCUUUCUCGUCGUGGGAUAUUUUGCACAGAGCCUUUUAGGAUCCCUUUUGCCGGGAAGGUUGAUCUAUGUUGUUUCGAUAAGACUGGUACACUGACGUCAGACGACAUGGAAUUUCGAGGAGUUGGGGGAUUGUCUGAUUGCGAAGAAGCAGAGACUGAUAUGAGCAAGGUGCCUGUACGCACAUUGGAGAUUUUAGCUUCUUGUCAUGCCUUGGUCUUUGUAGACAACAAGCUGGUUGGUGAUCCUCUUGAGAAGGCUGCACUUAAAGGAAUUGACUGGAGUUACAAAUCUGAUGAAAAGGCCUUGCCUAGAAGAGGAAAUGGCAACUCGGUGCAGAUUAUGCAGAGAUACCAUUUUGCUUCGCAUCUGAAGAGAAUGUCAGUUAUCGUUUGUAUUCAGCAGGAAUAUUUUGUGUUUGUGAAGGGUGCACCAGAGACCAUCCAAGAUAGGCUUGUGGAUGUGCCAGCAUCAUAUAUCGAAACAUAUAAGAGAUACACACGCCAAGGCUCUCGAGUUCUAGCCCUUGCAUUUAAACGACUUCCUGAUAUGAUGAAAGUCGUGUCUGUAAUACCCCUUACAGACGUAGACAGUAGAAUUUCACUGCUCAUCUUUGAGGCCAGUGAAGCUAGAGACAUGGAGAGAGAUGCUGUUGAGAGUGACCUUACUUUUGCUGGGUUUUCGGUCUUCAACUGCCCCAUUAGAUCAGAUUCAGCUACCGUUCUCUUGGAGUUGAAGAAUUCAUCUCAUGAUUUGGUGAUGAUAACAGGUGAUCAAGCUUUGACUGCUUGUCAUGUUGCAAGCCAAGUGCAUAUUGUAUCGAACCCAGUUUUAAUUCUUGGUCAAUCAAGGACUGGUGACGAAUACAAGUGGGUGUCACCUGAUGAGAAAGAAACCAUACCCUACAGUGACAAAGAGAUCGAAACCCUUGCAGAGACCCACGAUUUAUGCAUUGGAGGUGACAGCAUUGAAAUGCUACAGGCUACAUCUGCUACUUUGAGAGUCAUUCCGUUUGUUAAGGUUUUUGCAAGAGUUGCUCCACAGCAGAAGGAGCUAAUCUUAACCACGUUCAAAGCGGUAGGAAGAGGGACUCUUAUGUGUGGAGACGGGACAAAUGAUGUUGGAGCAUUGAAGCAGGCCCAUGUUGGAGUUGCCUUGUUGAAUACCAUAUCUCCCUCGGAAUCAUCUAAAGAUGAUCCAAAGUCAAAGUCGAAAAAGUCCAAACUGCCAUCAGAACCAGCGAGCAAAACCGCAAUCCAGAAUGGGGAAGGAUCAUCAAAGGGAAAGCCUCAAAACCGCCACUUAACACCUGCGGAGUUGCAGAGGCAAAAGUUGAAGAAGAUGAUGGAUGAACUAAACAGUGAUGAUGGUGAUGGUCGGUCAGCUCCCAUGGUCAAACUUGGAGAUGCAUCAAUGGCAUCUCCCUUCACAGCCAAACAUGCCUCGGUUGCCCCAGUGACAGACAUAAUCCGACAGGGUCGUAGUACACUUGUGACGACUCUUCAGAUGUUCAAAAUUCUUGGUUUGAACUGUCUCGCCACAGCUUACGUGCUAAGUGUUAUGUACCUAGAUGGUGUGAAGCUCGGGGAUGUCCAAGCUACAAUCAGCGGCGUAUUAACAGCUGCGUUUUUCCUCUUUAUUUCUCAUGCUCGACCGCUUCAAACCCUCUCCGCAGAGCGACCCCACCCGAGUAUCUUCUCCUUGUAUCUCUUCCUCUCUCUGCUUGGACAGUUCGCCGUUCACAUAACCUUCUUGAUCUACUCGGUGAAGGAAGCUGAGAAACACAUGCCAGAGGAAUGUAUCGAACCAGAUGCAACGUUCCAUCCUAAUUUGGUGAACACGGUGUCUUACAUGGUGAGCAUGAUGCUUCAGGUUGCAACUUUUGCUGUGAACUACAUGGGACAUCCAUUCAACCAGAGUAUCAGGGAAAACAAACCCUUCUUCUACGCGCUCAUUGCUGGAGCAGGGUUCUUCACCGUCAUCGCCUCCGAUCUGUUCAGGGACCUGAACGAUUCGCUGAAGCUGGUUCCUUUACCCGAAGGUAUGAGGGAUAAGCUUCUCCUCUGGGCUUUACUUAUGUUCGUCAUCUGCUACUCGUGGGAGCGGUUGCUUAGAUGGGCUUUUCCUGGUAAGAUUCCUUCUUGGAAGCAUAAGCAAAGAAGUGUCGCUGCAAAUCUGGAGAAGAAGAAGAAGGUAUAG
Thlaspi arvense is the source of this 3621-nucleotide messenger RNA. Lineage: Eukaryota; Viridiplantae; Streptophyta; Magnoliopsida; Brassicales; Brassicaceae. The record is from the annotation of a GenBank genome assembly.